AUUGACUUUGACAGCUCCACGGAAAACACAAGCGCAUAAAUGUCUCCCCGCGAUAUUUUCCUGAGAAAUGACUUCUACAAAUGAUGGAAAAGACGUGAAAAGUAAUCAAACAAGUGGACACAAAGGCAAAUCAUAUUAUAUUGACCUUUAUACGUCGUUGGAGAAGGCGCUAAACAGCGACGACUCGCUCGAAGAGCGCACAAAGCACGUGUGCGAGGCGUGGCGUCGCGUCUACAGCCUUUACCAGCACUCGGCGACCUCCACACACCCCCACCUGCUCAGCUGGCUGCAGCGACACACCGCCAACACUAUUCUGCAGUCAAAAUGGGCUAAAAGCAAGAAUGAGCAAACUCGACUCACAGAGGCGAUCGACGGGCUGGUCGCCGAGGCGACAGCGGCGUCCGCGGGCCGACCACAACAUCCAUGGGAGCAGGUCUUACUCCAACGGGCCGCGUGGUUCAAGAAGGCCUUGGAGAACCCUUGGGACAAUCCUGUGCUAAAGAGUUUGAUCAACCCUAAUAGCGAGCCAGUCACAGAUCAACAGGUGCUAGAAUGGCUGAUCUCCGAGCACGGGGUCGUGCUGGUCACCCGGCUGCAGCGCAUGGUGGGCGCGGGCAACUGCGACGACCUGGCGCUGCUGCUCGCCUCCGCAGUCAUGGACCGCGCACGCGCCGCCAUCAAACGGUUGGACGACGACUGCGCCGACCAGAAAGUCGAAGAAGAAGACAGCUCGUCGUUCAUCGCCGUGUUAGAGAGAGAGGCCAGCUUCACGUCGCAAGAGUGGGAGAUGCUGACGGACAUCGAGCUUGUUCUACUGCUGAAGACCGACAAGCGACCGCGCUGCAUCGAGCUGGCGAAACUCACCCCUCUGAGGCACGGAUACAAAAUGGUGGAGCGGCUUCGCAAACGGCUCGAGGCGACGCCCCGGGAUAAGAAGUUGUGGAAACACGCGAAAGAGGUCGCCACCAUUGUCACUCAGGUGAUAAUCGCGCGCAGCAUGGUGUUGAGCACUUGCGCGGGCGCAGGGCGGGACGCGCUUUACUGGUGCGCGCGCGCGCUGGCGCGGCUGCUGGCGCCCGCGCGCCUGCGCGCCGCCGCCGCCGCGCUCGCCGCGCCCGCCGCCACCGCCCGCCAUCUGCACACCUUCUGCGCCGCGCUCUCCGCCGAGUGUAAGGAGCUACAAACGGACGUGCCGAUGAAACCGUUCAUAUGCGAGCUGUACGUUCGCUCCAUCACCGCCGGCAUGAACGAACUAGAGCAGCUCAAACUAAAACCUGAAAAGGAGUCGGAGGCGCGGCUGUACUCGCAGACGCUGGCGGGCUGGUUCACGCAGCUGGGCGGGCGCCUGGCGGACAGCGUGCGCCUGCGCGCCGAGUGCGCGCUCACCGCCUUCAGCGUGCACCCCGCGCGCGAGCACUACGAGCGCGUCGCCUGCACCAAGCCGCCGCCGAGGCUGCCGCCUUUCUUCAUCCAGGCCCAAGAAUCCACUCCAGAAACCACAUCGGAGUACGGCAGCUGGGCGAACGACAGCCGAACACAGAGCAACCUCGUCAAAACGUCGGAGACCCUUCAGCUGAAGCAGUCCCAGCAGCACCAGGCUAACGUGCUGUCCACUGCUAUCCUCACUGAAGGGGAGGCUUUGGGGCUGGAGCCAGAACUGUGCCAGGAUCUGGCUGUUCUGCUCUCUGGGCCGAGGGUCAAGACUCUGUCGUGGGAUAUGGACAGGGAGGUUCUCCUGGAGAACUGCCGGUCGUACAUGGAGAAGACCCGCGGAGGCACCCGCGCCGUCACCACCGAGCUCAAGUACCUCAACCUGGACCCCAACGCCUACCAGCAUCUGCCCGAGGAGGAGGAUGAUGAGAAUGAUGUCUAUUACGGCAUUGAGAAAGGGUAUGAACAUGAGGUCCAAUUCGAGGAGCCAGAAGAGAUAUGGCAAAACGCAUUCUUCGAUCCCGAACAGACGGAAAGUGCCGACGACAGCGAAGUAGAUCGGGGAUUCGGCAAGAAAAAGUCUAAGGCAAGUGUCGUCGAUUCUGAAGACGAAGACCCGCUCAGCACUAUAGCAGACGCCAAGAAGGAAAAGAAAAAACGCGCAAAAGAGAAGGAUAAGGAACAGAGAAAGAAGAAGACACACAAACGAGAUGACAGCAAAGAUGGCAGCACGGAGCGACGAAAAGACAAAGAUAAGAAAACCAAAAAGGAGAGAAAGAAAGACAAGUCUGAACAACCAGCGGCAGGGUCAUUGAACUGUUUACUGGGAAUGAAAGUCGCUAAAGUGUCCUCACCAGUGCAGGAUGGAGAAAAGAGAGUAAGAAAGAAAAAGGAACGUCGAAGAGAGUCCACGUUUAGCUACGUUAGUGUCACUAACAGUGAUCAAAUCUCAGACGAUCAUAGCGUUCUGGUCGAUGGAGUGUUCUCUAUGGACGAACUCAAAUCGCCAGAAAGACUUAGUGCAGAUCGUCAAAAACUAGACAAUACUAAAACUACAAUUAAAAGUGAGAUGCAAAGCCCUGUGAUAAAUGACAUUAAAACUCGACCCAUGAGCUCACCAACAGUCACGACGACAAGUAGUGACUCUGAUGUGACGAGAGCGAAAUCGCCUUACUUGACGCCUAACCAACUAGCUCACAGACACGUAGUCAACCCACAAGUGAAAUCCAGUCUACACAAACUCCUACAGUUUAGAAGGAACCAAAAUAAACUAAGAGCCGUGGCUAGACCAGCUCCAGCCCAUACUCAAACACAGACCAACUUGGCUAGACCACCCUCAGCCUUUACACAGACAUAUACCAACUUGGCUAGACCACCCUCAGCCCAUACUCCAAUACAGACUAACAUGGUUAGACCAGCUCCAAGCCAUACUCCGACACAUACCAACUUGGCUAGACCACCGCCGGCACACACUCCAACGCAAGGCAGUUCACUUGUUGGCAUGAAAAUAUACAAUCCAGAUGAUGUACCUAAGGUCUACUUGAAUAAAAAACAAUGUAAACAAUUGGAAACUAUGUCAAAUGACAUGAAUAAUAUAUUGAAAGGCACUAUUGAUUAUAUGUCUAGAACACCUUGCAAAGAGUCUAAAGAUAAACUACAGAGUCAGCAGAUUGUAUAUAACUCACAGAAGUAUCCGCAGCAAUACAAUGAUCCGGUGCACAUGUCACAAAACGUGCUGACUGAAAGCCAAAAACUUAGUGAAUACACAACACAUAGUCCCGUAAAAGCUGUACAGAAUGUGAUUCUUAACCAGUCACUAAAUAGUACUCAAACAAACUACGCUUCUCCGGCGAAAACAGCAGAACAUGUGAGGCCGCAUGAUCUAAAUGUUACGCCACCGAAGCCAACAAUAGUGUAUCAUCCCUUACACAAAUCCAUGCAAAACUUAUCUACGGAUAAACAAGAACUUCCGAAGAAACCGCUUCUAAUAAAUGACCCUAAUUACUUCAGUCAGCAGCACGUAAAAGCUAAUGUUUCACAGCUCUCGCCAAAAAUUAUUAGCAAUACCGUCAUUAAACCACCAAGUCAAAUCACGACGGCUAAAGAUGAUUUCACUAAAUCGCCAGCGAACAGCAAUAUACAUCGAACUUAUAUGUCUAAACCCGUGCAAAAUGUAAAUAGUCAAAUGACGAAUUUGAAUAGCGAGCUUAUGCGAUCACAAACGUUGUAUGAGAGGCAAAAGCUGAGCAAUUCUAUGCAAAAUAUUACAGAGGUACCAACAUCGAGUUACAAUGCUACAAAAAGACACAUCCCUACACCUCAAGAUAUGCUACAUGGUCGAGCAAGUAAUGUGAAACCGUAUAAUAUUACAUCGCACAGUGAUGCAUUAAAUUCGGCUCAACCCUUGCAUUCUAAUAAUAGCGCACAAACUUGUCGAAGUGGUACAAUUCAAAACCGAGAGAGAGUUGAUACUAAGACUCCACUUAUAUCAGAAACUAAUGAAAUUGACGAGUUUUUGAAGGAAAUUUAUAAAUCUAUACAUGCAGGCGCUGACAAAAAUGUCUCUGUAGCUUUAAAUAAAGAUGUUAAAUUGACUAUUCAAACACCUUCAACAACAGUAAAAAGGACAGAUUUAGUAACUCCUCAAUGUGCCAAACAGCCGUUACAACAAAAGAAAUCUGAGAAUGUUCCUACCACUUUCUCUCGACUCAGUUACAUGCAUAAGAAUAAGCAAAACGAAAUCAAAGUACCGCUAACAGACUCUAUUAAUGUAGAACUAAACAAAAAGAUAAUUGAACACAAAUUAAGUAAGGCCAAAUGCCUGAAAAAUGAAAUAACAAUAUCUAGGGUCGGUAUAACGAACCCGGAUGCACGAGACCCACAGAAAGCGAUUAGGAGAAUCGACCAAUCUGGCUCGGCCUUAAAGAGAGGUUGUCCCCUACUGUCUAGUAUGUUAGAGUCUACAGGGUCUCCUACCGUUCAGCCUCAUAGCAAUACGCCUACCACCAUUCACAAUGCUGCUGACAAUCUGCCGAAUAGAGAAGACGCGGACUUACUACUCCUACUGCGCAAUCCAACUCUUAUGAAACCAAAUGUCAAUAUAUACAUAGAUAAUGCCUCAAUGGGGUCUUUAACGAGCGACGGAUCGCACCAGACUCUAAAUCCUCAAACUAAAGUAGAAACUGAGGUUUCAAAACAAACAUUAGUGGGCACCAAAGUAAAAAACAUCAAUAUCCUAGACACAUGCUCGACGAAGAAAGAAUCAUCGUCAGAUGAUGAGUGGAAACGCGUUAUGGAUGCUAUAAGAGCCCGAAAAACAGAGCCGCUUGGUCCUAAUGCCUUAGAGCUAGCGCUAAAGAAAGACCCAGGAAAAUAUUCUCAAGGCAGUUCAAGGACAAGUGGCAAGCGUGUGAGCGAGCCUGGACAAAGUUUAUUACAGAAUAAAUCUUCUGACACUAAGAAACGCGAACACUAUAGCUCAAAAGCUAGCUCAACUACUCGUAACCCAAGCACUGAUAAACAUUCCGAAGUACCUAAAAAGCCUAGAAAUGCUGAAGUUAUCAAAAAGACAUCUUCAGAAAUGCUUAAGAAACUUGAAGUCCACAAUAAACAAUCUAGUCAAAAUAUGACUAGGGAAGUUCCUCGUACUUCCGCGAUUCCUAAUUCAGAUUUCGAUAUGCUAGACGAUCUAAUAGACGACGAUUUACGUCGAGAAUUAGGAGAAAUAUCUUCUGACGAGGACGCUUAUACCGUUCAAACUGCACCAGUGGUGGCUAAAGGGAAAAGUCAUAGACACAUUCCAAAAUCAAACUCUAAUGUUUCCAAGGCAGCUAGUACAUCUAAGGAAAAAACACACAUUGGUAAUCCUAAGACAAUCAUACGUAAAAAUCAAACCAAUUCAACUGCAGCAGAUAGUUUCGGUGGUUCUGGCGUGAAUACCUACUCCACAACUGACUAUACAACUGUGAUAGUAAAUAAUUCUAGUCAUCCAGCUGCAACACAUAAAGAAAACAGUCCAACAGAAAGUAAAUCUGAGACGGUGCAGCAAUAUGCACCAACUACCACAAUCAUAACAGAUCAAGUAGCUCAGAAUACAGCUAACAAUAUACUGACGCAUAUAGAAGCGCACCAAUAUGUGAACAAUAUUUUACCGACGAAUGUAAUACUUGCAUCGGUGCCCCAAUCUGCGCCUGUUGUUGUUAUACGCCAAGAUCUUGUUUACGAUCCAUACCCAACGAUACGUAUCCAUGAGAGUCAAGUGAAUGCCGAACUUUGCGCAAUAAACCAAAAUGUAUUUGCUGUAAACGCAGCCCCUAAUUUAGCAUUAUACCAAACUACGCAGUUUGCCGCACCGGUCAUAAAUCCAUUCAUUAUCGGCAACGCUACGACUACCACGAAUGUAUCAAACCCAACCGCAAUCGGAAAUGAACACGUCACUCAAGACUUCGAAAAAGAGGAUUUGGACACGCCAGUUGAAGAUAGCAUAAGCUUGGAAACUGCACUUAGACUUUCAGAUGCCGUAAGUGAGACUCCCGAACCUCCAAACCUAGAUUUUAAUAUGAACAGGAAUAGUGAAAGAAAGGUGCUAACUAAAGUGCAUGAAAAUCAUACGGAUGAUGUCGAAAAGGAAUCUCAUAUAAGCAGGUUGUCGAAUGACGAUGUCCCUUUGAAAACGGAACAAGACAAGCAGAGAAUAGAACUAAAGCGCCAGUCCCUUAUAAAUAGAAAGAUAAGUCACUUGGGCGGGCUUCCACCUAUAGCUCUCACGUACACACCGUUAAGUAAAAACGUAACUCUAGGAAAGCUUUUACAACAGGAAUCGCCGAAAAACGGCACUGUUAAACCUAAUCCCAGAUUAAUGCCAAGCACUAAAAAUGGCAUUGUAGCGGCAACCGCAAGUGUAAAGACUCCAGCAACUGAAGCGAAUAAUGAAAAUAUAGUUUCUACAGUUCAAGCGUCAAGUGCAAAAGAGAACAAACAAUCUUGCCGUCGUAUUUGGCUAAGAUCAUCGAAUAAGAUAACAAAUAAAAAAGUGGCACCUGUUAAACGUCCUCGAAUGCCACUUAAUAGAAAUACAAUCAAACUAAAAGUAAAAGAUAAUGCUAUUACGCAUGAGAAUACGACUGUUACUAUUGUAAAAAAUGAAAAUAAAGACAGCAUAAAAAUGACAAAGCGUGCUUCAAAUAGAAUACUCAACAAAAAUAAAAAAGAUAAAAAUGAACCCUCAAGUCCAUUAGAAACGCAACAAAAUGUUGCUGAUACUAACGAAUUAAUUGAUUUUGAAGAAGAGCUAAACAGUUCUAUAGUAUUAAAGUCCUCAGUUGCAAUGCUUGAGGCUCGCAAGCUUGAAGAUACAUCGAUGCAAGAACUGGAAUCAAAUGAUUCAGUAACAGAACAAGAUAAACAAUUAGAAGUUAUCAAAAAUACUGAAGUCACAUCUCAAUUUAAUAAGAAAUUGGAACCAACAGUAGUGAUAAAAAAACUAAAAGAUCAACUAGGCGGUCAAAUUGUUAUUAAAAGUACGUCGGCUCACAAGCCUGAAGAUACAUCAAAUGAUUCAGUAACAGAACAAGAUAAACAAUUAGAAGUUAUAAAAAAUACUGAAGUCACAUCUCAAUUUAAUAAGAAAUUGGAACCAACAGUGGUGAUAGAAAAACUAAAAGAUCAACUAGGCGGUCAACUUGUUAUUAAAAGUACGCCGGCUCACAAGCCUGAAGAUUUAUCAAAUGAUUCAGUAACAGAACAAGAUAAACAAUUAGAAGUUAUAAAAAAUACUGAAGUCACAUCUCAAUUUAAUAAAAAAUUGGAACCAACAGUGGUGAUAGAAAAACUAAAAGAUCAACUAGACGAUCAGCUUGUUAUUAAAAGUACGCCCGCCAAAACAUCUGUGAAGGAAGCAAUUGUUAUCGCUAAAAAUCAGAAUUUAACAAUAUUAGCAAAUAAAGAUAUAGAUAACGACACUAACGACUGUGUUAUCGCCAAAAAGUGUACUUCGAAUAAAAUCGAUGUAAAAGCAAUACCCAAAACUUCUGGUUCUGAAGCUACCGGCCCUCCGCUUGUUGUUGAUGAAGCAAAUGAGUUAAAGGCAACUGUAAUCGAAGACAAGAAAGUCAUUAAACAAAAUACUGCAGUUGAUUCAACAAUUCUGCUUGGUGAAACUAAUAAAUUGAAGUCGGUGGUAGUUGAUGACCAAAACUGUGUAAAACAAGAUCUGGCUGUCAAUUUACCGCUUAAUGAUCAAAACGUGGUUAAACAUUCUGAUACAACAGGAAAUGUACCUAGUUCAGUUCAGAGACGUGGUUAUAUAGAAGUCCGAAGAGAUGAAUUUAAAAAUAAUAAGUCACAAAUAUUGAAUAUUGUUUCGAACACAGAGAUGCCAACAGAUACAACGACGGUCAUCAAAUCCAACACUAUUAUUAUUUCACCAAAUACAGCAGGCACUACGAUGCCAACAAAUGCUGAAAGUGAAAUAAAUAUUGAAACCGAUCCGCGAACACCAGCGCAACAACCACCCCUAGAGUGCCCUAACGUUAAUAAUAGUCCCGUGUUGGUGGUGGAAGACGAUGUUGAGGAAAUCAUCGAAACUUCAACAGCAGAAACUCAACAAAAGAACACGACGGAUGUACAUUCAAAUACUGCAAUACUAAAAUGUAACCCGCUUGAUGAAACUUUGAGUAAAGGGCAACAGGAAACCAUAGAUACAAGUAAGUCGCUUUUGUGUAAGGAAAAUAUCAAUGAAGUUCUCAAUGACAAAAGUGCAAAUCAGAACUUUAGCACUGAAAAGGUGGAAGAACACAAAAUUGUCGAUCGACAGUUAUCAAACCAGAAACAGUCUAAUAUAAAUGCCAAGCCAGAAACACAACAUGACAAUCUUAAUGAGAUCGAAAGGCCUGAAUUACAAACAACGACUAAUGCAUUGAUAAACGCUAGUCGUAAAAAUGCCAUUGGUAUUGAAAAUAGUGAAAAGACAGGGACAUACACUAAAGGAGAUAUAAAAAUUGAAGAAGAACCUUUAGACGACCCAAAUAAAAAAAUAGUUCGCGUUUCUCUUCCGAAUGGCAAAGUAAUCAAAGCUACGUUUACAGGUAAAGUACAUGCUGAUUUCGAUUCUUUGUUCGAGCACCCUACCAUGCGGGCUAUGCUAGAGGGACACGCGGGAAAAUACAAUGUGAAUUAUAAACAAGUCCAGAUGAAUAAUGAUACCACUAAAAUAUUUUAUCGAAUUCAGGAUUUACGUAUUAAACAGGCAGACGCUGCGUCUAAACCUAUUGAUACUGUAAAUUUAAUCAGUGACGACGAAGACGACGAGCUACAGACUCGUAGUUUUAACACUGAAUAUGGCAAAUAUUGCACCAAUCAUGAUCAAGAAACAAUUGCCCUACAUCAGAAAAAGUUUGACCAAAGAUGCGAAGUCAAAAUGCUUAAAGGUGACUUAUUUAAAAGCAAUAGAACGAAGCCCAAAUCAAAAUCAUUGCCGUUGGAAAAGAACUCAUUACUGACCAGACAUCAGACUAAACUGUUAUCUUUUGCAUCAUCUAUGACAAGUAUAAUUACUCAAGAAGUUGACUCUAAUGCUGAUAAAUUAACCCAUGCACAAACGGCACCUACUCCUUUAUUGGCACAAACUACUCCUAUAGUUUCAGAUACGACUGAUGUCAUAGAAAUUGACGAUUCUUCUAAUGACGGCGUAGAAACCCAAACACUAGAGUCUGACGAUAAUAAAAACAUUGAACCUGUAAAGGCCGUGUUGGCGAAUUUAUUGUUACAAAAUCUUGGUGUAGAAACAGACAAAGUUAACCUCCCUUCUCCUGUCAAGAGUGGAGCCGCUGUUGUUAAUUUGAAGAGCGCACUACUACAAGACCUAGGCAUAGUUCCUGCGGAAACUCCAGUAAUUGACAUAACUGAAAAUGACGACGAGGAAGUGGUCCUUUUAGCAGACGUUCAGCAACAAAAUAAAAGUUGUGACGAAACCAAAAUGGUAACUAAUGUUGCGACGGAAGAAAAUAAGAUAAUCAGAAAUGAAGAAAAAUAUAAUCUUAAAAAAUGUGUUGUGAAAAUUGUUAAAUGCGAAACGCUUAUUAAGAAAUAUGAACUUAUGAAAAAAAUGAAGCAUUGCUAUGUUAAAAUGGAGCGGCUUAAUAACUCAAUUCUUCAAACUGAACGCGUUUGUAGAAGGGGUGAAAAGACAAGUGAUAGAGAAACAGACGAGAUUAACCAAGACAAUGCUGACGAUUUCAUUGAAUUUGAUGUUGAUGAACCAUGUAGUUCACCACAGUUAUCACGUUGUCCUUCAUUAUCAAUUUUAAAUAGUUGGGAUGAUGACAGUCAGCCUUCUCUGGAAAACCCAUACUGUACUUCACCGGUUAUGGAGAUUUACGAUACGUUAGUACAGUUGCGCAAUAAACUAAAAACUGAAUUGGUCAAAGAAUCUAAAGUACUGCUUCCAUCGACUUGUGAUUCUGAAUGGACCAUGACAAAAUUUGGAUAUAGUACUCAAGAAAUUCUAUCAGCGUCAUCUAACGUACCAGUAACAGAACUCCGAAAUCUGUUGCCCGUUUGUGAUAACAAUAACACUGAGAGUGCAGAAAAACUUAUAAUGGCAUUCGAAACACCCAAACUUCUAACGAUAACACUAAAGUUCCUAGAAGAUAAUCCCAAUUUACUAUGCCGUUGGGAAUUUGCGCGAAGAAGAGAAUUAAUUUUAAAAAUCAAAUCUUCGCCAAAUAAAUUAAAAAGAAAAGCGGAAGAAGUUGGAGGUGAUAUUGUUUCGAGUAAAGUAUUGAAAUUAAGGACAUUAGCGUUGAAAAGUUUCAACUCCAGCCUUGAAACUCCUAGUAUGGCCAUAAGUAAAGAAAAUAUGGACUUCCAGUCAGACACUUUUGAAGCUCAACCCAAAUAUAAAACUACGACUGUCGAAAACAUUGAAGAUGUUUGUCUGAUUGUGCAAACUGACAAGACAAGUAACAAUGAUAUGAAUUCUCAAAGUGAGGACAAGCACGAAGAGACUAAUCUACAAGAUACAAAGAUGAUUGUCGAUUCCAUCAUCGAUACAGAAACGGAAGAGUUGGAACCAGCUCAAUCUGAUACAAUCAUGGGUGACGAUAAUGUAUUGCAAUCGAAUGAGGUUCAAAAUAGUGUUACAUGCUUGCCUAACGAUAUUGACACGUUCGACAAAGAUUUUGAACCAGACUAUCGAGAAGUAUCUUCCCCUUCAUUACUCAGCGAUUAUGUUGAAACUUUUGAUGAAGAAAAUAAAAUAAACAAAAAUUUCUUCAAUCAAGAGGUAGUAAACGAUAAUACGCCCUAUUCGAAGGUGAUUACAGCGCACAAUCUAGAACUAAUGUCUCCGCCAUCGCUUAGCGAUAGUGCCGGAGGUGAUGAUGGAGAAAAACAAACAAAUACAGCCGGUGUUAACGAUUUGUCAACAAACGAUACACCUACACAUUCGAGGGAUGACAAUUCUGGCAUAUGUCUGGCAAAAGUUGGAGAUGAAAACGCCAAACUGACCUCUCCGCCACCGUUUAGUAGUAAUAACAAUGAAAAUGGCUAUGAAAAUAAACGAACAAGUAUAAGCGUUAGCAAUGAAGAGACAGAGCUGAAUGGCCUUUCACCUUUAAAGGAAGUAGAUAAUUUAGUCGCGUGCUCACCUAAAGAAAUUAACUCGUCAGAAGUCAAAGAUAUUAUAGAGGACAUUCAAGAAGUAACGUCACCAUCGCUCACCAAUAACAAUGAAUUUGAAAAAGAAAGUGACAUAAGUAUUAAUAUCAAUAACGAGGAGACAGUAAAUAAUUUAUCACAGUCGAACGAGGUAGAAUAUUCCGCCGCAUCAUCUAGCGAAACUGAUGGUUUAGACAGAGACAUUAUAGAGGAUAACCAACAAACAAUAUCCCCGCUGCCACGUAACGAUAAUGCUGAAGCUGACAGAAAUAAACAUAUAGGUAUUAACUUGAUGGAUGUCAUAGAGGACAGCCAAGAAGUAACAUCGCCAUCGCUCACAGAUAAUAAUGAAUUUGACAGCGAAAAUGAUAUCAAUAUUAAUAUCAAUAACGAGGAGGCAGUCAAAGAUGUAUCACAACCGAAGGAGGUAGAAUAUUCCGCCGCAUCAUCUAACGAAACUGAAGGUUUAGACAGAGGCAUUACAGAGGAUAAUCAACAAACAACCUCUCCGCUGCCUCGUAACGAUAUUUCCGAAACUGACAAAGAGAAACAAAUUGAUAUUAACUUGAGCAGUGAAGAGGCAGUAAACAAUAUGUUACAAUUGAUGGACGUAGAAAGUUUCGACUCUUUCGACAAAGACAUACUGACAACUGACAACCAAGAAGAAAUGUCUCCACCGCCGCUUAGCGAUAAUACUCAAACUAGCGAUGGAGAUGAAGCAAACGAUCUAUUACAAUCGAAGGAGGUAACAAGUUCUGCUUCAUCACCAAGCAAAGCUGAUUUCGGAAAAGAUUUCUCCGAUGACAAUCAAGAAGAUAUGUUUCCUCCACCGCUUAGCGAUAAUACUGACACUGACGAUGAAGAGAAUCAAAUGAGCAUAAUCAACAGCAACAACAGACAGUCAAAGGAGGUAGAAAAUUACUUGGUUGGCUCACUAAGCGAAAUUGACUACUCCAACAAAGACAAUAUGGAGGGCAUCCAUGUUGUAACUGCGCCAAAACCUUUUAGCGAUAAUAGUGAAACUGUUUAUAGUGACGAUCAAAUAAGUAUAGACCUCAGUGAAACUGUCACUAGCGACAAGGAUGCUACAGAGGAUACACAAACAUUAAACUCUCCCAUACCGCUCACCGAAGCUACUGUAACUAAAGAAAAUCAGAUGAGUAAAAAUGCCAGUAACCAAGAUCCAACUACCGACACUUUGCAUAUAGAAGAAAUGGAUAUCAGUGAUAGAUUAGAUGAAAUAUCUAUAGACGAGUUACCUGAAGUAGUUUCUGAAGUUGUGGUUAUUGCUACAGACGUUCCCGAUAUAGAUAUUGUUGAAACGUUGAUGACCAGUAAAGAAAUAACCCAAAUGGCUAAGGAGGAUGCUUCGGCAAUAAAUCACGAUUCGGAGAUUAAAUCACCAGAUUUUAUAGAUAGUAAGACAAUCACUUUUAAUUAUCAUGAUUAUACUAAACAGUCUAAAAAGAAACAAGACAUUACUACAACAAAUUCAAUAAGUAUUACUGACUGCACAAAAAAGAAUGUAACUGACUUUAAUAUCGAAAGUUUAAGUUUAAUGGAGCAGUCUAGAAAGGACACACCAUCUUGUGAAAUAAUUACUAACAAAAAUUGUCCUCUAAAAUCAAAGCCGGAAUGCAAGUACGAGUUAAUUCAAGAAGAUGAUUUCUUAACUGUAAACAUCACAACUGAAAAUGAUGAAGACAAAACAAAAGCUGUAUGUUCAAGUCCCAACGUUGUUGAGGAAGACACAGUUGUCGUUGCGUCGCCUUGCUCUAAUAAUGCUGAUGAUAUCAAUCUCAAAGGUUUUGAGUUUGAAGACGUAUACAUAUUUCCACUAAGCCAAGCAGGCAGUAAUAACAGCAACCUAUCUAACGACAGCCUUGUUCAAGAAUCAAAUAUUGAAAGCGCGACUUACGAUGUACCGAAUGAUCUACAUGAUAUCGAUUUUCACGUAAAAGAACCUGAAAUGACGUAUUCCAGAAAACGUAAAAUGAGCAUGAGAGAAGUAAAAGUUUCAGAAAAGAAAUAUAGGAAAGGUAAAAAUAUUGACUGUUCAAAACAAACUCAAUUUAGCAUGAUCGAAUUAGCCUACAGCAAAGAAUAUAAGAGACUACUAGAAUAUUGUUCGUCAGUUAAGUUUUCAUAUUCACGCCCUUUUCAUAAAGAAUGCAUUGAAAUUGAAGAUCUAAUGGACAACUGGCCCAUAAAUAGCGUUUGUUAUGAUGUCGCUCUAGACGAUGUAUGUGAUGAACGUUUAUUUGUUGAUUUAGAAGAUUAUGAUAGUUUUCAACCGGAUCCCGCAACACAAACAUUUGUUGAAGAAAUUAGUUACGAAUAUAAUAAAACUGAUGCCGCCCAAGAAGACCCAAAAAUUGAGGCUAGUGAAACAAAUUUCAAUAUGGGUUUUGGUGAGGGGUCCGGCAGAGUCAUCCAAAUUUUGAAAAAACAAAGCGAAUCAAAUAUUUCGGCUGCGACUCUGUCGGACGUAAAGCAAUCUCAGCCGGUUUCUAAGUCCGUAGACCCCGACGACUGCAAGCAUGUAACAACGAACAACGACGAUGAAAUAAAGAAAAUAAGGCAACAUGUGAAUUUCAUCGAACUACGGGAUAAGGUUCGGCAAUUUUUUAAGAAAUCAACAGUUGAAUUAAAAUCUGACUGGGUAAAGCAAAACACAAAAGAUGAAUUUCCACCGGAAGAUUUCCCUUUUGGUCUUUGUAGUUUUGAUUAUGUAAAACCAGUUCCAACAAACGUCAUAGUCCAAGUGGUUCAAGUAGGCCAGCUUCCCGUGAGUGCAGCUGCUCAAAAUCCAGUAACUUGUGACCCGCGAGUGACACAGGUUUCGGACGCCAGUCCGUCCCAGUGUUCAGUGGACAAUAGUCCCAACGAUGAUUCUCAAUCUGAAAUAAAAACCGAAUAUACAGAAUUAACAACUGCCGAUUUGUCCUUACCUCUCCAAGAAUAUGCACAGCAAAAUCAAGCUAAUCUCGCAUCUCAAGACAGUAACGUUGAGCUUAUUGAACAAACGAUUUCACUUGAAAUGGAAAUAAAAGCAGAAGAAAGCCCUGAAAUAAAACAAGAGCUGCCAGACAUCAAAGAGGAGAAAAGUAAUUCUUCUGAUACAGAGUUGCAUACUCUAAACAACACAACGCCCGAAAAUACGGAUUACUCAUUCGAAAAUAAUACAGCCAAGUCUGAUGCCAGUAGUGUAAAUUAUGACUCUUCUGAGAAAAACAGUUCUGAAACGUUCCCUCAGCAACGGCAACAAAAUGGAACCUCGGAGAAGACGGAUCAAAUCGCACAUGCGAUGAGCGCUGCUGGCAUCACUACAACACCAGAGGCUGUAACUAACACUAGAGCUCACGCUUUAGUAAAUAUCCUUUCGCAAAAGAUACGACAAGGCUCCGUAAAUACCACGCAAACUACCACAAAUACGUAUUCAAAGACAUCAAUUAACGCAAUGGCUCUACAGCAAGCCUUAGCCCAAAUUUUACCCCCACCGUUGAAUCAGACGGGGUCUAGUGAAAACAGCCAAUCACAGUCGACGCCAGUUGGGCCUCAAGUUUUGCAUAUUGUGCAAGGAAAGAAUUCUUCAGGCAAUCAGAUUACUCUUGUAGAUAACUCUCAACAGUCUGUUAUAAGCACGCCUAACGCUACCCAGGUCCUGCAUAUCGUGCAAAACAAAAAUGCGACAUCGGGCCAAGCUUCAAAUGGAACUCUAACACCACAAGCUAAUUCAUUUAGCGGCCUCUCAUUGGUCGAUGCCGGUCUCCAACAGGGCGGGAACCAACUACUCCAUAUUGUCAACACAGGAAACCAGAAGACUGGUAACCCUGGCCAGUUACUAAAGCGUGUCAAUCUUCUAACGAAUCUUACUAAUGUACAAGGGUCAAAUGAGCAAAAAAUGGUACAAUUCGUGUGCAAGUCUGCGGACGGCAAAGCUAUUCAACUGAACGCACCACAUCAGCGAAGUAUGGUCUUAAGGCUGCAGCCUAUUGAGACUCCCAAUGUUCAGGCCCCGGCUACGAAACCUGCGGAGUCUCAAGAACUUAACACAUCACCAACUGGUUCGACUACCAAUAAAGAAAGCGCUAGCCAACAAGAAAUUAAGUCUCGUUCCAUCUACGAAGAAAAUUACGCUAAAUUCAUACAGAACUCAUCCAGCAAAACGCCUGGCUUAGAAAAGUCUACUAGCUUGCCAAAAUUCAACCAAGCUUUUGGCAAACAAGUAUUUCAAGAAGGCAGUCAAAAACAAGGUGAAACUGCAACUAACAAUUCUCAUUUAACUCCCGUGAACAACAACUCUGAGAAUGCUGAAUGUCCGGCGAACGAUAAUGCAAUUAACUUGGAGCACAUGGGGAAUAUUUCAAGUCCGCCACUACUCAUUAGGAAACCAGUAGUGACUACACAAUCGCAAUCCAAUAUCGUGCAACAAAUCAAGCAAACAAUCGCGCCCAUGAACAUUCAAACUAUGCACGGUGGCGUCAUUUACACGCGUCAAAUACCUGUCAAUAUUGGUGGAGGGCAAACUAUAAAUUUAAUAACAGUCCCUAGCACAGAGUUAAUAAAUGAUGACUCAUCUAAAACACAAUCUCAAAACAACCAGGGAGAAAUCGAGCCUUCUAUUAUAAAAAUUGUCCCUCAAGGCCAGACUUCAACAAAUAAUGACAGUUCGCAAGAAGAAAGUAAUAGUCAUGCAAGUGGUUCGAACGAAAAUGCUCCAACUCCUCAGCCACAGCCAGUUUUAACGCAAAUGAGAAUAAAACUACCCAUGUUGAGUAAAGCCCCUCAAAUGGUGCCCGGUGCUAGAGUCGUUAGGCCAUCGUUUUUCCAAAUCCAAAGAAACGUUAUUGGCGGUGCUAACCAACCGGUAUACCAACAACUUGUGUUAACAGCCGCCCCGCCACUGGGCCAACAAACGAUUAGAUUGCCAUCUCAAGCAAGCCGGCCCGUUAAAGUCCCUUCUGAAAAUCAAUCGUCCUCUUCUGAAUCUCAGAUGAGCUCGUCCACAUUAGAACAACUGCGAGAAUUCGACAUGGUUUUAGAACAAGUGAAAGAGAGAAGCACAUCUACGCCAAGUGCAAACUCAAACAAUAGCUCUUUUAAAAUUCAUUCUUCAGACACUACCGAUGGUAACGCUUCUAGCAACUGUUCUACAGAAUCAACCUCGCAAGUGCUAUACUCUAUCGGAAAUAAUCAGUCACUAAAUGUGGCGUAUGUUAACAGAAAAACUACUGUGACUACUCCGACGACGUCAACUUACGUGCGUUCGCCGGACUCCUCGGGUAUCGCAGAUUCACCGACAUCUUCGACGCACGCAAUAACUCACACAGUGACCACAGACUCAUCCCCCACUGAAAUGUCUUCCCAAUCAAAACCGAAAGUGGGCUCUAAAUCAAAAUCGAGACCGAAAUCAACCUCAAAUCCACCGAACACCCUUAAAUUGAGUUCCUCUGUUCCGCCAAAGACUUCAUCGCAGAAACCUUUAGAAGACGAGCAAACUACCCAAAGGAUACUGUACAUACUGGCUGAAUAUAAAGAGCAAGUUGAAAACUCACCAGAUAAAGAUAAACCUGCACCACGUAGGAGGUCGAAUCCGCCUUCGAACCCUGGGUCAUCGAAACGCAAGAAGAGUUCCAGCUCACGCCGAUCGGGUACGAGGGAUACGAGUCCCGUCCACGGUGAAGACACCUGCCGCACGAUGGGCUCGGAAGACAGUAGCUGCGGUACUUCUCAAGGGGACUGUACAGAAAGCUGCCUAGACAGUCACUCUCCACAAGACAGUCCGCGUAAAGUGGCCCGAAAGAUAACAUUUGAUCAAGAUCUGACGGUCACUCAACCUCGGCCUCAACCUCAGAGAAAUGUUAUAGUAGCUGACGGGCAGACGAUCACCGUCGCUCGCGGGACCACUGGAAAACCAGCCACUGCAGUACUGAUGCCCGCUAACUACAUCUUACCAGUGUCUAUGGUGAAAGGCGGGCAGCAGAUCGCUAUUGUUACCAAUCGAGGCCCGAAAUUAUUGACUGUUGGAGGCGAAGGCGGCGCGACCAACGCGCUGCUGCUUCAGCGGUUGAUAGGGCCGGCGGGUUUGAAGCCUGUGUUGGCCCGUCCGGGGGUUCGACACGUGAGGCUGCCUACGGCUGCCUUACAUAACCUUCAAGCGUUUAACUUGGCAACAGCGACAACGGUUCAGCCUCCAGACAGCACAGCGUCGCCGACACCGGGUCCAACGCCUCCUGAGCUCGUCGAUACGCGGGCCACCAGCUCACCCUGGACUGAUCGGGACGAGGUGAAGCCGGAGCGCAGCUCGAGCCCCGAGGGCUCGGAGCCCUGGAACCUCCCAUCCACCGACGCGCACGAUUACACCUACGAAGAGACCGUGCGCACUGACAACAUGGACCGAACCGUGCUGGAUCAGAUCCCAGAUCGAUACAGUCCCGAUAUGGAAGCGCAAAGGAUAUUUGAUAAGAUGUUCGACGUAGACUCGAAAAAGUCAUACGCCGUCGAUUCGCCGCGUUGCGCGUACGAUAUAGACCCGUCCGAUUGCGACGAUAAGGCCUACCAGGUUGUGCAAAAGAAAGACGGUUCGCAGAGGCAACACAGGCUUGCCCACGUGUCGGCUGCGGCCCUGAGGCACAAGUACGCUAUACUGGAACACGAGUUGAGAUUACAAAAAUCUUUAUCGGAGGAGUGCGAAGACUUGGGAGUGGACUCCCCCUCCGCAUCAGAGCUGUUCCCCGAGGCGGAGCUGCUUUUUGCCAACUCACCUGCUCAUGAGCACAACCAAGAACAUCAUUCGCACACCCCUCAACCCCUCCAAACCUCGAUACCCCAACCGGACAUGGACGACCAAAUCGCCACGGACCACCUGAUCCCGCGCGAGAUCGACGUCAGCCUCGGCCUGGGUGACGUCGGCAUAGUGGCCGUCAGCGAAGACGGCAGCGCCACUAUAGCGCUGGAUCAGGAGGAGUUCGCGAGGUCACAUCCCAAUACGACGUUCCACAGCGAACCGACGGAAGGAGAGGUGCAACCCUUUACGAUAGCCGGGAUCAAAGGCCGCCACAUCACUUCAACGAUAUUCCACUCCAAUAGCGCGCCAGCCACCGUGCUAAUGACCGCUCCUCAAGCCACCGUCAUCUCACAGGCUCCAGAGCACAGCGUCAAGUACGAGAUAGAAAACAUGAUCAACUCCAUGCCUAGCUCCCACAACAAUGACAUCAACCUCUCUUCCGUCCUGGUAAAAGAUGACGGCUUGACCAGGUUCGACAAUAUCCUCACAGGCUCCAGGGAACUACAUCUGACCAACACGACGUCCGCCAUAGUCCACUCCUCGGGUAACGCCACCCAAGUCAUCAGAAGAGUCUGCUACGAGGACGAUAAGAGAGAAAGGGACGCCAGGUACCUCAUCGACGAACCUGAUAAUUUAAUCGCGGGCGACGACGCGAAAAUGAUCGCCGAAGAUAGUUCCAGAGAUGCGACCCUGGAGUCUAUGGCCGACGUAGACGACGACAGGUCCAGCCCGGAGCGCCACGCCGAGCUGUUCUGGGAGUCCAACUCGGCCUCCGAACGCUCCGAGAGCCGGCGGCCUCUCGACUUCAGCAGCGACAGCGACAAAUGUUGCAAGAGUCCGUCCUUCGACGAGACCAACUCGACGGACUCGAGCGGCGUCGGCGCUCACAUGAGGCUCGACUCCGUGAUUAAAGAGGCGCGGGGCCGGGACAGCGGCGACGGGUCGUCGGCCGACGACGCGCAGCCGCCGCCGCGCACGUACCCGGCGGCGCGCGCGCAGCACGCGGCGGGCGGCGCGCGCAGCCUGUCCGGCAAGACGCGCGCCGGCGAGCAGCAGGACGGCCACGAGCUGCGGCGCCGCGCGUCCGGCCGCGGCGUGGUGAAGCGCGGCUGCCACUGCUGCAACGGCUCCCCCUCCCCCUCCCCCUCCCCCGCGCCGCCCCGCCCCAAGAAGCCGCGCCAGCGGAAACCCACUCUGGACUUCAACACCGACAACUGAGCCGCGGUCUCCGCUCGACUGAUAUGCGAUCUCAACCGCGAGGUUCCGACUCUUUUCUAGCUGUAAUAUAAUAAAGUUGUUGAAUUGUUUUGUAUAUAAUUUUUAUAUGUAAGUAAGCGUUAGGUCCGUUCGCGGCGGAUCCGGUGAGUGAUUUAUUUUGUUGAUGUUUUAGUUUUAAGUUCAAGUGGUCGAUUUCUAGAUGUUAAAAGUAUGAUUUUCCGCGAUGUCUCGUCGCCGGUCAGUUCAAAUAGGGUAUCUUAUUUUUUUUAACGGCGCGUACCGAAUGAUUUGUGAGACUUUUGUGUUUGAUUGUUAAAAUUUCCUUCGUGUAAUAUAUCCGUAUACAUAUUGUAUUGAUAUGUACUUGUAUAAAAAUGUAUUUCUAUAGGUGACCUCCAUUUUAGUGUAAGCGUUUCCGAUAGUGAUUACGGGCCAUACUCAUUGUGAAUUUAUUCCUUUACGCAUUAAAUGUAACUUUAAUUUUACGUGUAGUCGUGUUUUUCGCUCAGCGUGUCUCGUUUCAUCCAUCCGUACGUCCCGAUAACUGUAUCAUACCGUAGCUUAAGUCAACUUAAGUUGAUUACCAACUUCCAAGGGAAAACUGCACAAAAUGAUUUUUAACGUACGUCUGACUGCGAUUUAUUUUUGAGACUUGAUUUUUCUAAAAAAACGAUCGGUGCCAAACCGUAGUCGAAUCUGCGCUUGCGUUCCGUGGACGCUGCUCCUUAAACUGGUUUAACUAGAGAAUAUGUUGAUUUAGUGUGAAUUUGGUAUUCAUAGUGUAAAAGUAAAUUGUGUAAAUAAUAGAUUUUGUCCCCCAAUUUUGUCUCGGGGACCGUCUAGUCACUAUACCGGUAAUAAUAGUAUAAAUGUGUUGAUUCUGGCCGAGAUAGGUCUAAAUCCAACAGGCAUUGCGCAGUAUUGAACUAUUGACGCUUUUGUACAUAAUACCCGAGUUUUGAGCAGCGCAGCCACUCGGGUAAGGCAUUGUACAUAAAAAGAAUGUGUUAACAUAAGCCUUACGGCCGUAUUAUAGUGAAAUAUAAUGUAACAGGCGUAUUUACGCCCGACUCAAUAUAAUCCAUAGUUCAGAAGUUACUUCAGUAGACGUAUAAAUAGUGUAUUGUUUAAUGUGAGAUAGUUUCUUAUCGUCGAGCCCUGAGGCAAUAUUUUCUCGGAUUUAUGACUAGAGGCACUUUUAUCGGUCUUUCGAGAAAUUGUCAUCAUUUUUCCGGGUAUCCGCCAUUUUUAAAAUUAAGGUUCAAAUUUUGUAUAAUCAAAUUGUUAUUGUUCAGUGGGCGACGGCUCCACGAUAUUAUCUACGAUUUCAGUAUUCCUUUAUGUUAUUUUCCACAUACUUACAUAAGUAGAAGUAUAUAAAAAUUAUAGAUAUACAAUGGAACUAACUGUGUAUAGGUUUCAUCGUUUAUUUUUAAAUCACCAGAUUGUGUUUCCGUGAAUUUAUGUGAACAUUAUUUUUUUUAAAUGCUAAAGAGAAAAUGAUCAUUAAAACUUAUCUAUUAAAUAA
Molecule: messenger RNA, 20624 nt
Organism: Cydia fagiglandana
Lineage: Eukaryota; Metazoa; Arthropoda; Insecta; Lepidoptera; Tortricidae
Exons: 17
Coding region: 68-19096 (6342 amino acids)
Source: RefSeq, a predicted model, not a curated record